Molecule: messenger RNA, 139 nt
Organism: Cetraspora pellucida
Lineage: Eukaryota; Fungi; Glomeromycota; Glomeromycetes; Diversisporales; Gigasporaceae
Source: the annotation of a GenBank genome assembly
CAAAAGAAUACCAGGAUACCAACACCAACAUAUGACAGCAAAAGGAUACCAAGAUACCAACACCAAUAUAUGACAGCAAAAGAAUACCAAGAUACCAACAUACGACAGCAAAAGGAUAUCAAGAUACCAAUAUACGACA